Molecule: messenger RNA, 4286 nt
Organism: Entelurus aequoreus (snake pipefish)
Lineage: Eukaryota; Metazoa; Chordata; Actinopteri; Syngnathiformes; Syngnathidae
Gene: fbxo38
Product: F-box protein 38
Exons: 21
Coding region: 211-3750 (1179 amino acids)
Biological process (GO): SCF-dependent proteasomal ubiquitin-dependent protein catabolic process; protein K48-linked ubiquitination
Cellular component (GO): nucleus; cytoplasm
Molecular function (GO): protein binding
Source: RefSeq, a predicted model, not a curated record
CGUGACACACAUACAGGAAGUGACAACCGGCCUAGCCCAAGUAGUAGCAUGGGAAGAUAAGUUGUGCAUGAAUCCAGCCAGUGGUGAUAACAGUAUAUCUCAUGUGUCAAGUAUCUCUGAUAUGCCAUUCCACAGAAUGGAUCAAAACAAAACAGAACUUGGAGUCAUGCCUGAGAAAUAAUCUCCAGGAUGUGGAAAGAAGAAAAUUAGAUGCAUUUGAGACUUACCAGUAGCGUGGAAGAUAUGGGUCCAAGGAGGAAGGCCUCUAAACUCCAAAUUUUUGGAGGUACUGAUGGAGGGGAUGUUGGACAGAGGCCUAUUGACCCUAAAGACUGCAUCAACGAACUGUCCCAUGAAGUUCUCUGUCAUAUAUUCAGGUAUCUUCCUAUGAAGGACAUCAUAUGUAUGGAGUGUCUUUCCAGAAAGCUCAGAGAAGCUGUAACUCUUUACCUGCGAGUGAUCAAAGUGGUGGAUCUUUGUGCUGGUCGUUGGUGGGAAUACAUGCCUUCAGGUUUUACAGAUAGCAGCUUUUUGUUACUUUUGAAGAAGAUGCCUGACCUAGAGCAACUAUAUGGCCUCCACCCCCGACAUCUUGAAAGGAGACGAGUCCGAGGCUAUGAAGCUUUCAGUAUACCUGGUGUCCUGGAGGCAUUACAAGCCUGUCCAAGUCUUCUGGGAGUUGAGACAUCCCACCUCGAGCUGGUAGAAGCAGUUUGGAACUAUAUGCCCCAGGUUCAUAUACUUGGAAAGUUCCGAAACCGUAAUGGGGCUUUCCCAAUUCCUGCUGAGAACAAACUAACCAUUCCCAUCACUGCAAAAAUCCAGACGCUACACCUUGUGGGUGUAAAUGUCCCAGAGAUCCCUUGUGUGUCUAUGCUGCGCCACCUUUACCUAAAGUGGGUCCGUCUCACCAAACCUCAGCCAUUUAAAGAUUUCCUCUGUGUGAGCUUGAGAUCCUUUGUCAUGCGGAACUGUGCAGGUCCAACCAACUCCCUCAAAUAUGUACCCCUGGUUACUGGUCUAGCUUCAGCACGAAAUCUAGAGCAGCUCGAGCUAGUGAGAGUUCCCUUUCUUGGAGGACUCAUUCAACAUGUGGUGGAGGACAGCUGGAGAUCAGGAGGAUUUCGGAACCUGCAUACCAUUGUGUUUGGAGCCUGUAAAAAUGCCUUGGAAGUGGACUUGGGUUACCUUGUCAUCACUGCUGCUCGCAGGCUUCAUGAGCUCCGCAUUCAGCCGUCACUGACCAAAGAUGGAGUCUUCUCAGCUCUCAAGAUGGCUGAACUAGAGUUUCCUCAGUUUGACACCCUUCAUCUUGGAUAUGUGGAUGAGUUUCUGCUACAAUGUAAGAUGACUCAUUCGGAGCUGGUGAAGUAUGGUCUUGCUGAUGUGGUGGAGAACCCAGGAAUUAUCACUGAUAUUGGGAUCAAAGUGGUGAAUGAGGUGUUUUCUAAUGUAAAAUACCUGCUCAUCUACAACUGUCCUCACCUUCAUAACCCCCUCCAUUGGAUUACAGAUCAGUCCAGAUGGAGCCGACUGGUUGAUCUGACACUGGUUCGCUGUCACGCCAUCAAAUUGGAGUCAUUUGCCCAGUUUAUAGAAGCACUUCCCAGUUUAGAGUUCAUAUGUCUGGACCAGAUGUUUCGAGAACCACCCAAGGGCUGUGCCAGAGUGGGCCUGAGUGCAGGAACUGGUAUUGGUGUGUCCUCUGCACUGGUCAGCAACCAGAACGCCAACAAUGACAACAACAACAACAACAACCACCACCACAAUAAUGAGGCCAAUCUUCCUCCUUCUCCUCCCCUUCCACCUGUUAACAACAACCAAAGGCAGCAGCAGCAUAAUGCACCAGCAGAGGUCAAUGGAAUAGAAGAUGAAGAGGAGGAAGUUGGGGCAGAGCAAGAAAUUGAAGUGAAAGUAGCAGAAAAGGAUGUCGUUACACGUCCAAGUUGUCCCAAUGGUUCAUCUCAACAUCCUGAGGAUGAUGAGGAGCAAGCAGGUCCCAGUGGUUUGGUUCAGCAGUGUGGACCUACUGGUGUUGCCAUUCCAAAGCCUGCACUGGUCCACUCUGAUUCGGAGAGUGAGGAAGAGGAAGGUCUUACUUCAAGACAUUGUCCAGCUUCCUGUUCACAGCAACCCGUUUCUUUUACAGAAGGUAAAGGGAAGACUCCUCUGCGAAAGAGCACCAAUGUGCCUUCAUCAGCGACAGUCUCAUUGAAUUGUGAUCGGAAGCCUCCUGCAUCAGAGGGCAGCUGUGAAAAGAGUUGUCAGGUGACCAGUGAACAGAUCAAGGCAGACAUGAAGGCUGCGUCUGAGAACAGCCGGAAGACUAGCAGUAAAGGAGUCAACACGGUGGGAGCAGAGACCUCAGCAAGGCCAGCAUCAAACAGUAACAACACUGUGCAGGGUUCUGGUGUCAGUGGGACAGCACAGAGGCCGAUGAAUGAAUGUGUGGGCCGGGUUGGACCUGGACAUGAGGAUGUGGGUACUGGGAGUACACACAGAGGAAUCACAUCCAAUGACAGCACCACAGGAAGGGGUAGGACUAAUGAAGGCAAAGAAAGCCACCUUGCAACACGGACAGAUGACAGUAGCACAAGGGAAGCUGAUUUAAGGCAGACCUCUGGUAAUGCUGGUGUGGAACAUCCAAGCAUCAAUUCCGCUUCAAAUCAGACUUCACAUCAACUGUCUGGUCAGGGCGACAGAAGACCGCUGCCUGUUGCUCAUCGUUCAAGUUCUAAGCGAGGUCUGGACAAAAAUGAGGAUGCCGUUCCCAGACGACCUUUGACCCGAUCUUGCACUCGCAUGUCCUCUGUGUCCCUGGUACCUGAGACAGUUGAUCUUCCAAAAGCCAGGCCUCGUUUAACGUCGAGGAGGAAAAGAAUGGCUGACAAAUCAACCAGUACUUCAGACCCAGUAACAGAAGAUGACCAUGUACAGGUUUUGUCGCUGAAAAGUAAGAACCUGGUGGGCAUCACUCUGACCAACUGUGGAAUCACCGACCUGAUCCUGAAAGACUGUCCAAAGAUGAUGUUCAUUCAUGCUACCAGAUGUCGGGUGUUAAAGCAGCUGCGAGUGGAAACUGCGCCCAUUGUAAAUAGGUUUGACUAUGCACAAUGUAAGAAGCUGAACAUGGAACAGGUCCUGGAUCAGAUACUGAGAAUCCCUCCUGAGCGCAACCGCAUCAUCUAUAUGCGUCCUAUGCACCAGAUUGACUCUGUAGCGUUGGAACGUCAGCUCUUCCAGGGUCCCUAUCCCUAUCACAUCGCCAUCGUGCACGAAUUCAGCAACCCUCCAAAUAUACGCAACAAGGUCCGCAUUCGAAGCUGGAUGGACACCAUAGCCAACAUCAGCCAGGAGUUGAUCAAGUAUGAGUUCUUCCCAGAGUCCACCAGGACAGAAGAGGAUGUGAAGAAGUAUCCUAAAUACCCAUGGGGUCGAGACAUUUAUACACUAGAAGGAUUGUUAGAUGGCGCCCCCUACAGCAUGAUAACAGACUUCCCUUGGCUCAGAACUCUGAGAGCAGCAGAGCCCAACAGCUACGCCCGGUACGACUUUGAGGACGACGAAAGCACCACCAUUUAUGCUCCGCGCCGCAAAGGUCAGCUGUCAGCCGACAUCUGCAUGGAGACCAUUGGCGAAGAGAUUUCUGAGCGCCGUCAGGGCAAAAGAGGAGUGUUCCAGAGAGUGGUGGUGGUCUUCCUGCAUCACUGUGACACACCUGGAGAACCUGUGGAUGACGACUACAUUUGAGGUACUAAGUCUCUUUUCAGUGGACUAUUUUUUGGACUCAGUAGCUUUGGAUUGGUUGCACAAGAACAGAUUGUAUUUUUUUUUAACUUCUAUUUUCAAACAGUUCAAGUCUCAACACUUAACAUAUGUUUACAUACAUGUAUUAUAAUCAUGGCUUCCAUAUGUUGAAAUAUACUACAUGUGUGUAUUUUUUACAGCCAGUAAAUACACAUGGGAAUAUCCUAACUUGACAUUUUUUUGGUUUGGCUUGAGUGCCAGAGGAGUAUUUGAAUGAAGGUUUGUAUCACAUCAUAUAUCGAUACAGUCAGCAUUCAUUCAGAUACUUGCUUUUUGGUGCCUGUAAGACUUGUUUGUUGUCAGUGUGCAAGUUGUUUUUAGCGAGGAUGAACAAGUAAAACAUUUGUCGUUGAACGGCUUAGGUGUAAAAGAAAAAGCGCUCCAAACCUUUUGUUAAUCAACAGUUGUACAGAUGUUCUGAUUCCAUGCUGUUUAUAUGUUUAUAAGAAGACUAUUUCACAUUAUGGAAAAUAAAACUC